AUGAAAGAUCUGCCUUCACCCGAGUUGCGAUGUGACUGCAGUGGUGAAAUGUUUCGUCAGAGUUACAGUUAUUCCUCCACUAGAGGGAAGAAAGACAGGGGAGAUGGGAGAGUAACAAGUAGAAAUCCCCUUUGUAAGUUUCACCAGGAGCGCUAUGGCCGUUUCCUCUCGGCUUAUUUUGGAUACAGCAGUGAAGAACGAGUGGUGCAUUUGCGCGAAGCUGCACAACUGAGCAUGAUCGGCGUGAACCUUGGGAAUGCGAGUCGACACCGCCCUGAUGGAGACAUUUUCACGGGACGCCAGCGAUUGCGUCAUUCGGUACUCGCAGUGGAAGGGGAUGCAUUUUUCUAUAAGAUCGUACAGAAGGCAGUUAAAGAUACGAAUAAGCACGGGAACGCCCCAAUAGACGAUCCACUUUGUUGGCCGAACGCCCGCUGCAUCGCCCUUCACUAUGGCCUCCCGGGCAACUCAUCAGUUGAUCAAAAUGCUUUUCCUCGCGCAACGCUUUUGGCUAUAGUGGCGUCCACCAUUAUUAAAAGUGGUGACACUGUGCGUUUGUGCCUUCGUUCGUACCAUCGGUGUUUGGAUGAGGCAGCAUGGUACGAACGAACGUUCGGGCGACGCCACAUUGAUGAAGUGAACCCCACUAAGAGUGUGUCGGAUGGAGAAAAAUGGUUUCCCCGAUGGCCGACAGGACUUCCAUUUUAUCACGGUAUUGGCAGAAAGCACGCGGGGGCUGAACCCGUUGGUGGUUUCCCGUUUACACUACUGGACAUAAAAGAAACACCAGAGCUUGGUGAGGGACAGUACGGCCUUUUUGCAGUACAUCCGAUACCGUAUGGCACCUGUUUCUUGUAUUGUGGUCCUGCCGUGUCAACCGAAGCUUUAGAGGCCCGCAACAACGUCGGGGAAGCAUGCAACGGAAUUUAUUCUUCCUCUCUGCCUAAUUCACACAAAGAGUCGGCUCGCGGAUUACGCUCUACCGCACACAACAAUGAAUACGCAUCCGCCACUUCACAUGAACUCCCAUUAAACGAUGCGACAUAUGCACUGGGACUGGGGCAGCAUGUUGUGUGCUUUGGUCAAGGCCUUAUGCGCUACGCCAAUCAUCGUUAUAACUUAAGCAAGUUCGGAAAUGUUGAGCUGUGUUCGCUGAUGCUAAUGAUUCCGAGCGAGCUUUCUCCACUUAAAGAAGCUUCAAAGAAACUAUCUAAAGGGACGGAAGACGCUCAUUGCAAGGUUAAAAUAACAAAAAGGUUCCGAAGCUGCGUGAAAAAGCGCAGGCCUUUGCUACAUAGGGAGCGCGUUAAUAAAUGUGGGAAGGCAAAUCGCGGAACAACGCUUAUGGGGCGCGCUACUUUAUUGGAAAAGGAGAGUCACCUUGUCACUAUCCCUUUCUUCAUUGCCACGGCUGAUAUAGAACCCGGAGAGCAGUUGUUGACGUGGUCUUACGGCGAGGAAUACGACGCGCAACUGGAACGGAGGGCAGUUUGUGAUGGGCACCUUGUCCCGUACGCCGCUGCUGCGCUGCUCGACUCACGCCAACCAGUUGGACGCUGGCAACCAUACCGAGGCGACUACCGCCACGGAAUAGCGGCAGGUGACAUUGUAUGGUGUAGUCAACUCUCAUCUAAAGGUGGAAGGGAUCCUCUGGAUAGUUUGUUUGUGGUUGUAAAAAUCACACCUGUUGGUGUGGGCUACAUGUUGCUAAGACCCAUAACGCGAAGCAAGAACCAAGAGUCGCUGCUGACCCAUUUUUUUGGUGCGUUUGACGGGGAGGAAUGGGUUGUUUUUGGCGUGUGUGAUGCGGACGUGCUGGAGCUUUGCCUUGUUGCCCAUGCGGACACGGUGGGAUUACUCAUCGCUGAUGAGGAUUAUCGGAGUUUUGUUGUCAAGGAUCACGACAUGGCGUUACGUAAUCGUGACGAAGCCUGCGAAUGUGGAGGAGGUAAACGUUGCUCAUUACGCUUCGCUGUGGUUCAUGCCACUGCCCUUCGAGAGGCAACAAGUUUAGUUGUUGAAGGGUUUGAUAUGAGUAAGGUAGGAAUGCCGUUGCUCCGUGGUGUGGUGUGGCCCCUGCUGAACAGUGAAGGAUGA
Trypanosoma brucei brucei TREU927 is the source of this 2097-nucleotide messenger RNA. RefSeq lists its product as hypothetical. Lineage: Eukaryota; Euglenozoa; Kinetoplastea; Trypanosomatida; Trypanosomatidae. The coding region runs from base 1 to 2097 and encodes 698 amino acids. The transcript has a single exon. The record is from RefSeq and is a predicted model, not a curated record.